Antrostomus carolinensis (chuck-will's-widow) is the source of this 794-nucleotide messenger RNA. It is a transcript of the gene SLC30A10, whose product is annotated as solute carrier family 30 member 10. NCBI's taxonomy places the organism in Eukaryota, Metazoa, Chordata, Aves, Caprimulgiformes, Caprimulgidae. Gene Ontology annotation, molecular function: zinc ion transmembrane transporter activity. The annotation marks the transcript as partial. Gene Ontology annotation, cellular component: membrane. The record is from RefSeq and is a predicted model, not a curated record. The transcript is spliced from 3 exons. Gene Ontology annotation, biological process: intracellular zinc ion homeostasis; manganese ion transport; zinc ion transmembrane transport.
GUGAUUCACCAAAUGACCAAAAAAGCCCUGAAGAGGGGCCUAAGAAGAAAAGAGAGAAAAAGUCUGAAGCCCUGAACAUCAGAGGUGUUCUUUUGCAUGUUAUGGGAGAUGCACUUGGAUCUGUGGUCGUGGUAGUUGCUGCUACAAUCUUCUAUGUGCUUCCUCUGGGGAAUGCUCCAUGUAAUUGGCAGUGUUACAUUGAUCCAAGCCUGACAGUAAUUAUGGUGUUCAUCAUCUUGUCUUCUGCGUUCCCGCUUAUCAAGGAGACCUCAAUUAUUUUGUUGCAGAUGGUUCCCAAAGGUGUUAAUAUGCAACUACUGACUGACAGACUGGCUUGUGUACCAGGGGUUAGCAGCCUUCAUGAGGUGCAUGUUUGGGAGCUUGCAGGUGGGAAGAAUAUUGCUACUCUUCAUAUCAAGUGCCAAACCCCUACUGAUUACCAAGAUGCUGCUUAUAAAAUACGGAAGGUUUUCCAUGAAGCAGGGAUCCAUUCUGUGACCAUCCAGCCUGAAUACACUGACCACAAGACCACCCAGCUACUGUGCAGCUCACCCUGCAUCUCAAAAGCUUGUGACUCUCAGCUGUGCUGCAGUCAGCGGGACUCCCCCCUGGCUAAAACUAAUGGCUAUACUGAGAAAAAUGAUAGUUGCCUUCCUGCACUGCAUAAAGACAAUGGCUCAAGUAAAAAUGAUAUUGAAAUCCCUAUCGAGUCCCCAUUGGCAGAGGAUAGUGUUAAAAAUGUGAAAAAUUGUGGCGUGUCUAAACAAUCACAGUUGAGCAGUACGCGGCUUUAG